Messenger RNA from Angiostrongylus costaricensis, 825 nucleotides. Lineage: Eukaryota; Metazoa; Nematoda; Chromadorea; Rhabditida; Metastrongylidae. The record is from the annotation of a GenBank genome assembly.
AUGGAUGUACCAGCAAUUGUUAAAACAGGUCUACCACUUUAUGCCUUACAUCGUUAUUUGCAGUUUGAGAGUGGUGGCAUGUUGUUCUACGGUAUGAGGGAGUUCGGAAAUUCUGUGGUUCUUGGAAUGUUUAUUAAACGGUGGGUUAAGGACAGGAUAAGUCGAAUGUUAAGGAACACCAAAGAGUACCGCAGUAGUGAGUGCGAGAGAGUGUUUGUAAUUUGGAAAUGGACUUUCCCGCUGAUUGGUGGGUGGUGGUCGAGCACGGGUCUACAGCUUGAUCGGAAAUGCGGAAAGAAAUAUGAGGAAAAGAGGGUGAGUCUGGAACUGCCAGUACAAGAGAAUUGUGUAUUGCGCGAUAGUCGGCUUUUCUUUAUGAAUGAUCGAAAGGGUGAAUUCUGUGAAGGCAAAUUCCUGGAAGAAACGAAUGAAAUGGACGGAAUUGGUGACGAAGGGACCGGAGGUGUUCGAAAAGGUCGUAAUAGUGGAACGAGAGGUGGUCGGCGAGGAGAGGAUGGUUAUGGUUUGGUAUUUCUAUUGGUCGAUCACAAAAUGGGUAGUGAUGGUGCUAAACAAGUUGUUAAGGGUGCGACUAUUCGUCCUCAAUUCACAGUUCCGUCCCACAUACUGUGCGGGAUCGAACUUACUUAUUUCGAGUCAAACACGUCAAUCCAGAGUUUAUGUUGGAGCGGUCGUGAUGGAGUGGACGAAAAGAAGGACGAAGUCGACAAUAUGCGUGUAGAGCAUGGACGCGAUGUAACGGCGCUCUUCGAUAUGGACAUGCUGGUAGUGGUUUUUACUCGUCUUGCUCGUGGCUCUCACUGA